AGGCUCCAACCCGCUAGCCUGGUGUGUAUGUGUGAGAUUGUGAUUGCAGGGGCACGCACGCGCCGGCAGGCUGCCUGUGUGCCCAAGGAUGUGUGUAUGCGUGUGUGUGUGUGCAAGCAGCACGCAUACGCAGGCCAGCACGCCUGUGUAACAGGCUCGGUGUGUGUAGCACACUCGCAGGCUGGUCCCGCCGAGCAGAGGGUGCGCAUGCUUGUGUGUGCAGCGCGCGCCCGCCAGCCCGCCUGCUCGCUCGCGCGCCCGCAGAGCUCUCCCGCACACACGCAGCAGGCCUUGGGCAGCUCGCCAGCUCUCCUCCCUAUGCACGCCCAGCUGUUUCUAUAGGAACCACGACGGCGCCGGACCCUUCCAGCAGAGGCCCCUGUGCGAGCAUGCCCAGUGCAAGCUGCUAGUUUGCUAGGCUCUGGUCUAGGUUUCCAGUAAGUGGCAUGCGGGACUCGGGAGAGAUCCCCAAGAACUGAGCUGGGAGCCUUUGUGUGCAAAGGAGGAGGAGGCGGCCGCGACCACCUGGCUGGAGACCCCGCCCGGGCAGUUCCGGGCUGGAACAAUGCUAGCCUGCCUGGCUCGGGGGAACUUACUGGACGUCCUGCAGGAGGGCUUCAAUGAGCAACAGCUGCAGGCCUACGUGGCCUGGGUGAAUGCGCAGCUAAAGAAGAGGCCGGCAGUGAAGCCAGUGCAGGAUCUGCGGCAAGAUCUGCGGGAUGGCGUGAUCCUGGCGUACCUCAUCGAGAUUGUUGCAGGAGAAAAGCUGAGUGGUGUACAAUUGAGUCCCAGUAACCAACAAGAGAUGAAGAGUAAUGUGGAGAAAGUGCUACAGUUUGUGGCCUCCAAAAAGAUUCGUAUGCACCAGACUUCGGCUAAAGAUAUUGUGGAAGGAAACCUGAAGUCCAUCAUGAGGCUGGUCCUUGCUCUGGCAGCUCAUUUCAAACCUGGCUGUAGCAGGACGGUGAGCCAAGGACGGGAUUCCAGAGCUCCUGUGCAGAGUCACCAGCCACACUGCGCUGCUGCUGUGGCCCAGGGAGCAGCUGCUGCUCUGGCCGACGUGUGUCACGACGUGUCCCGGUCGGGAAGGGAUGUCUUUCGCUACCGGCAGAGGAACAGCAGCAUGGAUGAGGAGAUUGAGAACCCAUACUGGAGCGUGCGGGCACUGGUUCAGCAGUAUGAAGGGCAGCAGAGGUCUCCGUCUGAGUCGAGCUGCUCCAGCCUGACUUCACCCAGUCCUAUCCACAGUGCCAAGAGUGAGUCCAUUAUAACUCAGUCGGAGAAGGCUGAUUUUGUGGUUAUUCCACCCGAAGGACUAGCGAACAGAACAGAGGAGACAGAUUCUCCAUUAUCCCGAGACUGGAGGCCAGGGAGCCCUGGAGCUUAUCUGCAGACCCCAUGGGAAGAACAGCUGCUGGAACAACAGGAACAUCUAGAAAGAGAAAUGGAAGAAGCAAAGAAAAUGAUAUCAGGACUACAGGCUUUACUGCUCCACGGGUCCUUACCGGAAGAUGAGCAGGAGAGGCCGCUGGCCCUCUGUGAACCAGGAGUGAACCCCGAGGAGCAGCUGAUCAUAAUCCAAAGUCGCCUGGAUCAGAGUCUGGAGGAAAAUCAAGACCUAAAGAAGGAGCUGCUGAAGUGUAAACAGGAAGCCAGAAACUUGCAGGGGAUAAAGGAUGCCUUGCAGCAGAGAUUGGCUCAGCAGGAUACAUCAGUUCUGCAACUCAAACAAGAACUGUUGAGGGCAAAUAUGGACAGAGAUGAGCUGCACAACCAGAAUGUGGAUCUGCAGAGGAAGCUAGAUGAGAGGAAUCAGCUUUUGGGAGAAUAUAAAAAAGAGCUGGGGCAGAAGGAUCGCCUCUUGCAGCAGCACCAGGCCAAGUUGGAAGAAGCACUCCGGAAACUCUCAGAUGCCAAUUACCAGCAGGUGGAUCUAGAACGGGAGCUGGAGCACAAAGAUGUCCUUUUGGCUCAUUGUAUGAAGAGAGAGGCAGAUGAGGUGACCUACUGCAGUAGUCACAACUCUGAAAGCAAUGGUUUUCUCUUUCCAACGGCAGGAAAAGGAACUACUUCCAUCACCCACAGAGGGAGCAGUGACCUGCAGCUGGUUCGUGAUGCUCUCCGCAGCCUGCGCAACAGCUUCAGUGGUCACGAUCCUCAGCACCACACCAUUGACAGCUUGGAGCAGGGCAUCUCCAGCCUCAUGGAGCGCUUGCAUGUCAUGGAGACGCAGAAGAAACAAGAAAGAAAGGUUCGAGGCAAGUCCCCCAGAGCUCAAGCAGGUGGUGAUUACCCAGAGUCCUGGCCCCCGCACUCAAAAUUGCCUCAUUCUCAGAGCUCUCCAGCUGUCAGCAGCACCUGCACUAAAGUGCUCUAUUUCACUGACCGGUCACUUACACCCUUCAUGGUCAACAUACCAAAGAGGUUGGGGGAAGUGACGCUAAAGGAUUUUAAAGCAGCUAUUGACCGGGAAGGGAAUCACCGGUAUCACUUCAAAGCGCUGGAUCCCGAGUUUGGCACUGUUAAAGAGGAGGUUUUCCAUGAUGAUGAUGCCAUCCCUGGAUGGGAAGGGAAAAUUGUAGCCUGGGUGGAAGAGGAACACGGAGAGAAUUAAUGCUGAGUAUUAGCUCGGGGGCUUGGGAACCAAGUCACUCCCUGGCUGCUUCACUCAGGAAGGAGACUAAAACCAGAAUACACGGAGAUAUUUCUAGUCUGUGUGGCUAAAACUGAAGCUUCUCCAAGUAUAAUGACCACCAGGCAGUCCUGUCUCUGUGCCUGGCUUAUCUGGUACUUAAUAUCCCCAUCCAAAUGUAUGUCAUGGGUUCACCUGGAGUUCCUUGUCUGUGGGAACACAGUGUUCUACUCUGAGGACAACAAACCUAAGGCCUUAACCAACGGGGAUGGAUGAUCUUGCUCCUGUAGGGGCAUGGCUGCUAUUACCUGGAACCUGAGAAUUGGAUGCAUCACUCCUGUGUGUGACAGUAUUAUUUGGCCUCAAUGGUUACAGCAAUCAGAGUCCCAGCAUUUGUACUUACAGCCAAGACAAAGGUACCAGCAUUUCUGCUGCUUUGCAGCUAUCGCAAACCAAGAAUAAAUGAAGAAGUGGUACCAAAGAUGAAGGCCCACUCUUCAGUAACUCUUUGAACUGGACCUGGAUGGUGCUGAAUUGUUUAUUGGAUGGAAAAAGGGCUGCCCAUUUUGUGCUAUACUAUGCUAUAACCGUAAUUAAAUAUGAUUUUAUGCUGCCUCUCUUGGUCUUGGCUGAUUUGGCAGCUUGUUCUUCAGCCCAUAUGGGGGCAUAUUUCAUGGACUGCUAGUUAUCUCUAGGGACUCUUUAACUUUAGAGUCAUUUAUUUUUAUUCAAACUGAUAAACUCUUUGUGUUUGAAAGGAAUAAGGAGUGAAUGUCUCCUUAAACAUCCAGGCGGGUAUGGAAAGGUGCUGCUACCCAUAUCAUCUUGACUUUGUCUCUUUUUUCUUUGGCUCAUGGCAUCUCCUUUACAGCUAAAAGGAGACAGACCAUUAAGUUCAGUAUUUCCUUGUGAUUUAUGAGAACUGAGCAUGACUUACUGGUCUGGAAUCCUCUUUCAAGGCUGGAGUUAUUUUCUAUUAUAUAUUUAGUGUAGGUUGAUCAAAUAGAAACCAUGGGGCAUGGAGCAUGAGUCAUGAAUGGUAGGGUUGAUUCUAGGUAACAAAACCUAGAAUAAUUUCUCAUGUGCAACAUUGUCAAGUGUAUAGCUUCCAGAAAUCACUAAUAACCUGGGCUUUCUCGUUCAUUCCCCAAGAGCCAUCAACCAAUUAGCCAUUUUUAUUUAUCUGUAUUGCCCAUAGCAGUUUGUUUGUGAUUACCAAUGUACACUGCCAAACAGAAGAGUAGGAUGGAUCUGUUUCCAUUUCAACUUCCCUCUAGCCAUUUCAACAACUACUCUUUGAAACUCUGAGAUGACAUCUUGUUGUUUUAUAUAGAUGUCUUUUUAAAAUAGUUCAUGUCUGGAGAAUUCUUUUGUAUUCAUUUUCUUUUUGUCUGAGAACCAUGUCUAUUUUUAUAACUCAAGUGUGAGUUGUAUAUAUUCUCACAUUCAAUUGUAUACUGUAUCCUUAGAGAACCGUAGCUUUUAUACAGUCUCUUCUUACCACCCCUUAUGGCUUCAGAACAAGCUUUAUUUUGUUACUGAUGACAAUUCCAGUUUCAAUUCUACCUGCCAUUUUAUUGUGGUGGGAGUUUUAUGUAAUUCAGUUGAUUGCACCUCCAGCAGACAGGAGCUCAGAAGACACCUGAUGUCUUUCAUCUAAUUUUAUCUGGUCUUUUCCUACUAACAAUGAUAUUAUUUUUUGUCAGAAGUGAUUGGGAGAAUUUGGGAAAGCCAGCCUAAAUUAUGAAUGAUUCAUUUGGAAGUCAGAUAGGAGAUAAUAUAUUGUUUUAUUCCAGGAAUAUAUUGUUUUUGGUCCAGGAAGUCUGGAGAAAAAGUCUUUACAUCAUCAGUUUUUUUGUUGCAUGAAUUUUAGUGUUUGAUAUAUAUAUAUAUAUAUCAUGAGGGUUUGCAGGCCAAAAUUCAUUAUUUCUAGUAGUUUAUCUUGAUGUUUGUCCCUUAAAUCAGUUUUGCUUGUCACUUUUCUUUCAGCCAAGUCUUAUAUUAUGUGUAAUUUAACAUUUCAGAGAAAAUUAAGUCAGAGAAAUAUUUCAUAGUUCUUCACCUUACUUAUUUUUCUUAUCUCCUUUUUGGAAAAGGAUAUGUAAUGGCCUGGUGCCACGUUAAAAAGCUGAAAUUGAGUUCAGGGAGAAUUGGAGGUCUCCCCUCGCCCCACCUUUUAGCUUAUUCAUCCUAUGCAAGAGGUAAACAUCCCUACUAGAUGAAGUCACUCCAGUAACUCUUGUACAAAAUGUGCUGGUAAUCCUUAUACCAGCUGUCAGAUGAGCCGAAGGAGCUAUUGAGUCCUUCAGUCUGAAUGAAUCACUGUUGAGAUGCGCUUGGAUUCUUUCAUGCUCAUUGUCUCCUAGUGACAUAGCUGCCGAAUAGUCCAUUCUGCUAUUGAUGGUGUUUUUGUUCCUUGAGAAAACUAAGGAAUCAGAAUGUUUAGAAUUCAUAAAACAUUUCUAAACAGUGUUGGCGCUUUCUUUUUUUUAUAAUGAUUCUCAAAAACUAGUCAAGAGUUCAGUUUCUUAAAAAGUUUUCACUAAAGGUUGUUCUUAUUGCUUCAUUGCCUAAAUUUGCUGGAAUUGGAACACUGCAGUUUGUGUCUGAAGAACUAAGGCUGAACACACUUGGCAGUGGCAAUGCUAUUUACUAGUUUGUAGCUUUUUUUUUUUUAAAUCAGGAUGGUUAUAAAUUAGAAAAAAUAUUCUUAUGAUCUACAUCAAUCCAAGAGGACUUAAAAACAUUUAGAGCAUAAUUAAAAUUAUUUUGUUUCCAUGAAUUAAGCAUGACUGCAUACUCUAUUGUCUGAACUAAUGAGAGAUAUAGCUUGCUUAAAAUCCAUAUAUGUGUAAAGUUAUAUUUUCUUAGAAACAUGGAUGUUUGCAACCACUGCUUUCAAAGAGAUCAUUGCCAUGUAUUGUUCCACAGUGUUCUCAUGAGGAAUAUGUUAUACCAGAGGCUUCUGAUGAUCACAGUGAUAACCGGUUUUAACUGCCCGUGCAAUUUAUGAACUAAUUAAAAAAACAUAAAAUGGAAUAAAAUGGAGUUUGCAAACUAAA
Molecule: messenger RNA, 5694 nt
Organism: Ochotona curzoniae (black-lipped pika)
Lineage: Eukaryota; Metazoa; Chordata; Mammalia; Lagomorpha; Ochotonidae
Gene: DIXDC1
Product: DIX domain containing 1
Exons: 20
Coding region: 566-2614 (682 amino acids)
Biological process (GO): canonical Wnt signaling pathway
Cellular component (GO): cytosol
Molecular function (GO): protein binding
Source: RefSeq, a predicted model, not a curated record